AUGGGAUCCCUGUCAGUCUCUACCCACAGAGGACUUGUCCACUGGCAAGGGCUCCUGCUGGUUGUCUCGCUGUUUACCUUCUGGUGCCUGCCCAUGAACGCCCAGUUCUCUAUUGCAUCAACCAAUGUUGCUGAAGGGAAGAAUGUGCGUCUGAGUCUCCGCAAUACACCUCAAAAUGCUUUAGGCUACAGGUGGUUCAGAGGAGAAAGGGAAAUACCUCAUAAUCUAAUCGCAGGUUAUUUCAUAUUGGAGAGAAAAUUUGUAAAAGGGCGUUUAUAUGAUGGACGAAAGACAGUAGACCUCGAUGGAUCCUUGCUGAUAAGGAAGGUCACCAGGAAAGACAGAGGAAUGUACACCGUAGUGGCCCACCUUCCAAAUUCAGUACAACAAGUGGGAUUGGGACGGCUCAAUGUAUUCCAGCCUGUGAAAGUGCCCAUCCUCCUAACCAGCAACGGCACGAUCACAGAGAAUGAGGAUGCCGUGGUCUUGACCUGCUACACAAAUGCGGUUUCCAUUGAGUGGUUCUUCAACAGCAUGAAUCUGCGGCUCUCGGAGAGAAAGAAGCUGUCCGAGGACCGCAAAAGUCUCACCAUAGACCCCAUACAGAAGGAGGAUUCUGGUUAUUACCAGUGUAAAGUCUCCAACCCCAUCAGUUCUGCUGAAAGUUGGCCCCUUGAGCUGCAUAUGCAACAUGACUGA
This is a messenger RNA of Phyllostomus hastatus (greater spear-nosed bat), 699 nucleotides long. Its product is annotated as carcinoembryonic antigen-related cell adhesion molecule 21-like. Gene Ontology annotation, molecular function: protein tyrosine kinase binding. Lineage: Eukaryota; Metazoa; Chordata; Mammalia; Chiroptera; Phyllostomidae. The transcript has 3 exons. The coding region runs from base 1 to 699 and encodes 232 amino acids. Gene Ontology annotation, cellular component: cell surface; plasma membrane. Gene Ontology annotation, biological process: regulation of immune system process; signal transduction. The record is from RefSeq and is a predicted model, not a curated record.